Molecule: messenger RNA, 1423 nt
Organism: Durio zibethinus
Lineage: Eukaryota; Viridiplantae; Streptophyta; Magnoliopsida; Malvales; Malvaceae
Source: RefSeq, a predicted model, not a curated record
AACACUUCUAAAAUUUAAACAUCGGAGCAUACCUCCUAUAAGAUUAUAUUAUUAUAGUUCAACCUGUUGUGUGGGUGAGGUAAAGUCAUUGUAUGACAAGUGUCUCAUACUCAUUUUAUCAUCUCAUUUAUAGAUAUCACUUACUAUCUUACUGAGUCAUGUUAAAGAUAUUUAUAACAGCAAAUACAAUUGGAACUUUUUUUAAAAUUGGCAGUGCUCUGUGAUUUAAGAAUGUUAUUAUUUGGAGUAUUAAUGUUGAUUUUGAUGUGUUGCAUUCUCAAUUAUGAUGAUAUUAUAUCCCCUUUGUUAUUUCCAGGCCCAAUUUUGUUUGUGAAGAAGUUCUCAUACAAAGAUGUAAAGAGGGCAACUGAUGGCUUUCACAGGAUAGUAUAUAGCAAUUCCCAUGGGGCUGCCUAUAAGGCCAAAUUUGAAGGUGGUGAAGUUGCUUUGGUAAAAGAAGUAAGAGCUUUUGAUGAACGAAAAGAGAGCUUCUACAGAGAAGUGCAAUUCUUGGGGCGAUUGCAUCACCGUCAUCUUCUUGCACUCAGGGGGUUUUCCACAGGGCAUAAGAGGUUACUAGUGUUUGACAAUAUUGAAAAUGGAAGCUUGAAGGAACAGUUUAAUGAUCCUCUCAGAACUCCUUUGAAUUGGAAAGCAAGGCUACAAAUAGCUGUUGGUGUGGCAGCAGCAUUGGAAUACUUACUUCUUUUCAGUAAUCCACCGGUUUAUCACAUCUCCAUCAGCUCAAGUAACAUCAUGUUAGAUGAAAACUAUACGGCAAAGCUGUCUGAUGUUGGCCUUCUUAGUACAGUUGGAACUUAUGUUAAAAUGCCUCAUUCCUCAUGUUCGGAAGAAUGUUUGGGUCAAGAAUGUGGCAACAUAAUUUUUCAGCUCGGAGUGCUGAUAUUGGAGCUAAUAACAGGCCAGUCAUCGGAGCAAGGAGGCACUGAUUUAAUCGAAUGGGUCCAAGGAUCUCGCCUUAGCAGUUCCAUUCAUAUGAUGAUAGAUCCAGACCUAGGGAACAACUAUGAUUCUAGGGAGCUUAAAAAGCUUCUAGUUAUAGCAAGAUUAUGUAUAAAAUCUAAGAAUGACCCAAAAUUUCCUGUUUCCCUGGUAUUUCGUUAUCUCCAGAAAAAGGUACACAUUCCUUAUUAAGAUGAGGCCUUUUUUCUGUACAAAAUUUUCAUGUUUAUAGGAAGUUGAGUUUAUUCUUUCAUGGAGUUUUGACAAUGACUUUCAUAUAUCUUGAACUAUCAUGUAGAGAGAUGGACCAGAUUGCAAUAGCAAUGUGAUCAAGAAUUGUUUCAUUUUCCUUUCUGUCAUGUUUUUUUUUUUGAGACAGUUACAAAUAGUCGAACUAACUAUCGUGUGCUCGUUUGGAUGGUUGUCGAACUAGGUGGCAGGGUGUGCAGCCAUGCGAACA